Uranotaenia lowii is the source of this 3270-nucleotide messenger RNA. Its product is annotated as protein tweety-2. Gene Ontology annotation, cellular component: plasma membrane. The record is from RefSeq and is a predicted model, not a curated record. Gene Ontology annotation, molecular function: intracellularly calcium-gated chloride channel activity; volume-sensitive chloride channel activity. NCBI's taxonomy places the organism in Eukaryota, Metazoa, Arthropoda, Insecta, Diptera, Culicidae.
CGUCGCGAUCGAACGUGUGCACGGCCUUUCGGUACUGUCGUCGUUGGCGUGAAAACACAGAACAGAACCAACAACAUAGUCUGUUGUUGAAGUGGAGCCUCUUUGUGUGUUAAAGUUUUAUAAAAAGAGAAUGAGCGUGAGUGAGAGCGAAUGUUGAAGAAGAAGUACACUACAAUGUGGGACGCUCGCGUCGUGUGACGUUUGGACGGACGGGUUGGCUGCUGGAGUCGGUGCCGGAGUUUUGUGUGUUUUGGAGCCUCUCUCUCCGUGUGGCGUAUCGGGUCGGUGCUGAUGCAGUGUGUGUCACAUGCAAAACGUCGAAAGAAUCUUCCACGGUGAGGAAGCAAAGAAUACUACUGCUACGGCUGGCCUACCAUCUUGAGGUAUCGCUCGGUUUUUUUUUUCUUCUGCGCUGGGUGUUUGACUACUGGGAUUGCAUUUCGCGUGUGUGUUCCGAGGGCUAGGCGUGUUUUUUUCCGAGUGCAUUCUGUUCCGCGGUUCGUCUCGGUUCGCGACAUGAUUUACUAGCAGCAGCACCAAGAGAAUUCAAUUACUGCUGCUGGGUCGGUGGCAGUUCAAGUGAAGUUCAAGUGUGCAAUCCUUGAUAUUUUUGGGGGGUGGCUCUACUACUGUCAGUGAGGGAGUUGGCGUUGUGUAGUAAACCCGUCUCAGCAGAGUGCAGUGCUUCAGGAAAACAUGGCUGUUUUGCGCGAGAAGUUGCGGAAGCAGUGCGGCUGAUGAAAAUUGGUGAAUUGUGCGUAUCGGCCGAGGCCUGCAUAAUAAUAGCAAAGUGAAGUGAAGAGAAGUGGGUAGGCAGAGUUGAAUCGCCUGGAAGCUGUGCUGCACAGUGACCAGCGCCUACUUGGGGAGUGUGUGCAAUUUUUUUCCUCCUGCUUUUGCUUUUAUCGAAGACGGCCGCGACAGAUUGGCGUCAAAGCAAUGGCCUGCUCUGGUUGAACCUACUCUGGUAAAGUGCAGUAAAAUUCUGGCUGUUUCGCGAUUGUACAAGUUCAAACCAAUCCCCCCAGGCAAUGUGCCGUGCGUCGUCCACGGGGUGUGUGUAUUGAUUAAAGUGCCGCUGAUCCUGCUGCUGCUGGUGGCACGUACAGCACUCGUGCCAAAGUAUUGUGUAAAAUAAGGAGGGUGAAGCGAGCGCAAGAGCAAACAGGGAGCGCGCCCUGUUUGUUGGUUCUUAACCCCGUAAAAGCGGGUUUCAUUCAAGGUGUUACAGGGAAAAACCGAAAUCCUUCAAUCCAUCGGGGAAAAAGGGGUCGGGUCUCGUGCAAAGUGACUUCUGAAAAGUCUAGAGUGGUUGAAGUGCUACCCUUUUCGGAAGAAUCUCAACAGGAGUAGUAGAAAAAAAUCAAUGCGGAAAAUUGUAUCUUGUCCGGUUGCUUCUGUGCGGUGAAGACAUCCGGAAGGAAGAGCGUGUGUUCUACCUUCGUAUGUGAAAAUCCGUCCUUUGCCGAAUGCUAAAUUCAUGCUUCUUUGAUUGGCAGCAGCAGUCUGCCCGACCCUGACAGUGUGCGCGUGACGACCAAAUCAAAGCUACACCGGAAGCGAUUGCCAGCAGAAACAGGAAAUUCCAGCUAAUCGAGCAUCAUGGAUCCGCCAGCGCCAUCGUUCCUGGUCGAGCUCCUGCACUCGGUGCCGCAUAUCAACAUCACCCUGCACCGGGUAAACGACACCUUCAACCCGAGCAGUCCCGUUUAUGUCGAGAGCUUGGGCAUCUUGGCCUCGAUUCCGGCCGCGCUGCUGAUCAUCUCCCUGGUAUUCCUGCUGCUCUACCUGCUGACGCGAUGCUGCGACCGGAAGCCCCGGAAGCCGAAAUCUCACGGCUGCCAGAAGUGUACGCUCAUCUUCUUCGCCGUCGUUUGCUGUGCGGCCAUUGGCCUGGGCCUUUACGGGAAUGACGACCUGCACAACGGGAUGCUGCAGAUCUUCGGCUCCGGCCGGAAAAUCGAACAGCUUAUAUUGAACGUGAGGAACCAGACUGAAAUGGUGAAGCAUAACCUCAAAUCGAAGGUGGUCCUAUCGGAGCUGGAAUCGAAAUUCGAACAGCCGCCGCAGCACUACAACCAGACGGCCCAGUACCUGCUGCAGGACACGGUCAAGAUGGUCAAGGAUAAUACGACGCUGGCCAUCAAUGCCCUGGAAACGGUUGUCUAUCUGACGAGGCCCUCCUACUCGGACAUAACCCUUAAAAGCCUGCUGGAUUCCUUCGAGUUCUACGAGGAGCUGCGAUGGCCGGCGACGCUCGGCUUCCUGACCUUCCUGCUGGUGUUGUGCAUCAUCCUGGUCAUCGGGGCCACCCGGAGCUCCCGCUGUGCGCUGAUCUUCUUCAGCGUCUGCGGCCUCCUAGCCGUGACCGUAUGCUGGCUCCUGUCCGGCAUCUAUCUGGCCAGUGCCGUCGCCCUCGGGGACUUCUGCAUGAAACCGAACGACUACAUCUGCAGCCAGCAAAAGCUCAAAGACGUCCAGUACACGUACUGCAGCUCGGUCGGCACCAACCGGUACGUACUGCGGUUGAACGAAUCCAAGGACUACGUCGACCGGGCCAAGGAAUCGCUCGAAACGGUGACCCGCAUCGCGAUGGAUCUCUAUCCCCGGUUCGAGCUCAGUUCCAAGAUCAAUCGGCUCAACGGGGAACUGGACGACAGCAAGCGGCAGCUGAUUGCCCUGUCGGCGAUGGCCGAUCGACGCACCGUCAUGGAGCACUAUGCCGACGCUACCCGGGGACUUUGCGAGGCGGGUUUGCUGGGGCUGACGCUGAUGCUGCUGGCCAGCUUAGUAUCGGCCGCCAUUCUGAGCCUGCUGGUCUGCGUCGAUUCGCACACCUGGAUUUAUCUCACCAAGAAACGCCCGUACGAGGACAAAUCGGAAACGACGCCGCUUUUCCCGGCCAGUACGGCUACGGCCUCACCAUCGGCACCGAUCAGUUCCGGCACAAUGACGGUCAACCGGACAUUGCUCCAUGCGCAGAUCACCACCGGAAAUGGGACGACCGCCGGUGGCGCUAGUGGAGCCGGUCUGAUUGCCAGCAGCGGCCGCAACGGCACCGCUCACGGAUUGCGCGGGUUGGCAUCGUACAGUGGCGAUGAAUCGCCCCCACCCGAUUAUAAUGUUGUGGUGCAUGACAACAGAGCCUCCGGCCAUCAUACCCUCGGACGAUUACCUUCGCAGCAUUCGUACGUAGCAGGGCCCAACAAUGGGAAAUACGCCACGCUUAGUAAACAGUGUAAAACGCUCGAAUCGAACGAUUUCUACUGA